AUGGCACGUCUAGGACAAGCUCGAAAUAGCACUGGUGGAAAUUUUAAGAGGCCAGCACCAGGGCCGCCUUCUAAAACCCCUAAAAAAUUUCAAAAGCCUGGUGGAUCAAGAGAUGCCCCCACUGGAAAGAAACCCUCUGUCAAGAAUGCACCCCCACUCUGUUCUCACUGCUCCAAGGUUGGGCAUACCCCCAAUGAGUGCUGGCGAAAUCUGGCAGAGCAGAUAAAAAUUCCUUCGCAGCUUUCUUCUUCGCGUGCGUCCUUCGCCAUUAAUCGUCUUCAUCCUUCUCCACUGACGCGCGACCCCUCUCAACAGGUUCCGUCCGCCGUUGCACCUGAGGUCACGUCACCCUCCGUCGGCGAACUAGCAAUCCAUGCCGGGAGUCAAGCUGUGCCGGAGAUCCCACGUUUGCUGUCGUACGCCUAUCGAGAAGGAGCCGUGGCGAGCAGCGAGUUCCGUCGAUCCUCCUCAGCCGCUCGACUUCGUCAAGCGAGUAGCAAUCCUAUCCGAUCUGAUUGUCAGAUCAGACCUUCGCCGUCGCGCCUGUUCCGGUCACCGGCCGCCGGCGACAAGAAGCAGCAAACAACAACUCGGGCCAGUGAAAGAUCCGAAAAGGGCUCCUCCUCCUCCGAACUGAUCUGA
Molecule: messenger RNA, 642 nt
Organism: Striga asiatica
Lineage: Eukaryota; Viridiplantae; Streptophyta; Magnoliopsida; Lamiales; Orobanchaceae
Source: the annotation of a GenBank genome assembly